This is a messenger RNA of Candidula unifasciata, 397 nucleotides long. Lineage: Eukaryota; Metazoa; Mollusca; Gastropoda; Stylommatophora; Geomitridae. The record is from the annotation of a GenBank genome assembly.
AGUUGCAGCUGAGCUCAAGGAAAAGAAAGGAGAAGCCAUAACAGUCUCCUGUGAUGGUACAUGGCAGAGAAGGGGCUUCCAGAGCAAAAAUGGUGUGGUCACUCUUCUCACUGUGGAUGGGCCUAACUCAAAAGUUCUUGACACUGCAGUUCUCAGUAAUUAUUGCAACCCUUGUGCAAAACAUAAGAAGACUAAAACUGAGGCUGAGUUCCAGGCAUGGAAGCUUUCUCAUGCUCAGAAUUGUGAUAAAAAUCACACACUAGAAAUGUUCAGGCGAAGUGAGCAGCUGUAUGGUCUGCACUAUGUUUCUUUUCUUGGAGAUGGAGACAGUAAAUCAUACAAAUCAGUUGCAAAUGCAGAACCACCUGUGUAUACUGAUGUGGGUAUUACAAACUAG